Messenger RNA from Amaranthus tricolor (Joseph's coat), 658 nucleotides. RefSeq lists its product as uncharacterized. The transcript has 3 exons. Lineage: Eukaryota; Viridiplantae; Streptophyta; Magnoliopsida; Caryophyllales; Amaranthaceae. The record is from RefSeq and is a predicted model, not a curated record. The coding region runs from base 248 to 451 and encodes 67 amino acids.
UACAGAAUGAUUUCCAUAUAUAGUGUUAAUAAAGAAAAGAGAAGGUUUAACACUAAGCUAUUUUGUCAAUAGUUAAAUAUUUUUUUUGACGGAUUGAAGAAUAUUUGAAUACAGGUGAUUUCUCAUCUCGCGUUGUUGAAAUUUCAUUCGGUGAUUCUUUUUAUGUGAUUAUCUUUCGUAAUAAUUUUUAAUUCUUUUGUGUAUUCGAUUACCGCCGAAGUUUUCAUCUGAUUUCAUUCAAUACAGGAUGGUAGAGUCAGAGGCACCUUUUUAUCCCAGGGAGAAGCUUAUUGAGAAGCAAAAGUACUUUCAAAGCAUCCACAAGCAUACAUAUCUAAAAGGACGCAUGGACAAGGUCACCUCUGUUGCUAUUCCUCUUGCUCUAGCCGCUACUUCAUUGUUCCUAGUUGGUAAAGGACUCUAUAACAUGUCUCAUGGAAUCGGGAAGUAAGAAUGAAUAGACAAUAUAAGUAGGAAUCAAUAGACAAAAUAUUGUCUAUUCGCAGCUGAUAUGAACUGCUUUGACAUGGCAUUGAUGUUGAAAUUUUCCUUGAACUUGUAAUUUUGUUUCCAUUUCAAAAUUUCAGUGGCAUCCUUUUGGAGAAUUACAUGUAAUAAUUUGCAUUAUCAAUUGAUGAUUUCAGAUUAUCCUUUAAAA